Emericellopsis cladophorae is the source of this 1899-nucleotide messenger RNA. Its product is annotated as Lysophospholipase-like protein. Gene Ontology annotation, molecular function: A2-type glycerophospholipase activity. The record is from RefSeq and is a predicted model, not a curated record. The transcript has 2 exons. NCBI's taxonomy places the organism in Eukaryota, Fungi, Ascomycota, Sordariomycetes, Hypocreales, Bionectriaceae. Bases 1 to 1899 code for a protein of 632 amino acids. Gene Ontology annotation, cellular component: intracellular membrane-bounded organelle; cytosol. Gene Ontology annotation, biological process: glycerophospholipid catabolic process.
AUGACGAAGAGUCUGGCGCUGCUGUUGGCGGCAUCUGCUGGCGUGGCUGCCCAGGCUGCAGUCGACGUCCACAUCUCUGCCCGCGCCAUCAACAAUGCCCCGGACGGCUACGUACCAACCAGCGUCAACUGCCCCAGCGACCGCCCGUCCAUUCGCAAUGGCACCAAGUUGUCCGACGAAGAGAAGGAAUGGGUCGUCCAGCGUCGGAACGAGACCAUUGAGCCGAUGCGCGAGCUGCUCCAACGAAUCAGCAUCCCCGACUUUGACGCCGAGGAGUACCUCAAGGACGCGGAGAACAACAAUACAAAGGUGCCGAACAUUGGGCUGGCCUUUUCUGGAGGAGGCUACCGUGCCAUGCUGAGCGGCGCUGGCGCCCUGGCAGCACUCGACAGCCGCUCAGUAGGCUCGGACGCAGGAGGCAACUUGGGAGGUCUUUUGCAGAGUUCGACAUACAUUUCGGGCCUGUCCGGCGGUGGCUGGCUUGUGGGCAGCAUCUACGUCAACAACUUCACCACUGUGGCGGACAGCGUCGCCUCGGGCAACAUCUGGCAGUUUCAGGAUUCGAUUCUCGAAGGCCCCGAACAGUACGCGCUCCUCGACUAUUACACCUCCAUUCUCGACGCGUGUGAAAAGAAGGCCGCAGCUGGGUACGAGCGCUCGAUCACUGACUACUGGGGACGCAUGCUGUCGUACCAGCUGAUCAAUGCCACGGAUGGAGGACCCGGCUAUACUUUCUCCUCGAUCGCUGACGAUGACGAUUUCAAAAACCACAAGGCGCCUUUCCCGUUUCUCAUAGCAGUAGGCCGCCGCCCAGACGAGAAGGUCAUCCCCAUCAACUCGACGGUGUACGAAUUCUCGCCCUGGGAGCUCGGCUCAUCGGACAACACCGUCCACGGGUUUGCGCCGCUGCGCUGGGUAGGAUCCAACUUCACCGACGGCGAGGUGUCCGAUGACGGCGAUUGCGUGAAUGGCUUUGACAAUGCUGGCUUUGUCAUGGGUACUUCGAGCAGUCUGUUUAACCAGAUUGUCCUGUACUUGAAUGACCCCGAGAGCGGGUAUCUGCCGGAGUCGGUGCCGGACAUUGCAGUGGACGCCAUCACGUCCGUCCUGGAAGCCGUCGGCAGCGAUAACGAUGACAUUGCAGACUGGACACCCAACCCCUUCAAGGGCUGGAACCCCGACGAGAACUACAACGCCGACGAGGAUCGCCUGACACUGGUUGACGGUGGCGAGGACCUGCAGAAUGUCCCUUACCAUCCUCACCUUCUCAUUGAGCGCGAGGUCGACGUCGUCUUCUCGUUCGACAACUCAGCCGACACCGAGUUUCAAUGGCCUGACGGUGCCUCGGCGAUUGCCACCUACGAGCGCUCCCUAACCAACAUUUCCGAGGGCACCGGAUUUCCCGCCAUCCCCGACAAGAACACGUUUAUCAACAAAGGCCUGAACAGCCGCCCCGUCUUCUUUGGCUGCGACGCCUCCAACACCACCGACCCGACGCCACUAAUCGUCUACAUCCCCAACUACCCCUAUGUUUUCCAGUCCAACACCACCACCUUCAAGCCCAGCUACAACGAAUCCGAGCGUGAUGCCAUGAUUGAGAACGGCUGGGCCAUUGCCACCCAGCUAAACAGCACCCGCGACCGCGACUGGCCUGUCUGCGUCGGCUGCGCCAUGCUGUCCCGCAGCUUCGACCGCACCAACACGACCGUGCCGGACGCUUGCCAGACUUGUUUCGACCGCUACUGCUGGGACGGCACGCUGGACACAAGCACGCCGGAGACCUACCAGCCCGACUACUACGGCACGGCGCUGGACAUUGAGAGCGGCGCGCUGAGGAGGGUUGCUGCUGGUGCUUCUACCGUUCUGGGGGCAGGCAUGGUUGCGCUGAUGAUGAUCUGA